This is a messenger RNA of Amborella trichopoda, 810 nucleotides long. RefSeq names its product ubiquitin-conjugating enzyme E2-17 kDa. The record is from RefSeq and is a predicted model, not a curated record. NCBI's taxonomy places the organism in Eukaryota, Viridiplantae, Streptophyta, Magnoliopsida, Amborellales, Amborellaceae.
UCGCCUUCCUCUAGACCCCUCUCUAUAAAUUCUCUCUCUCACCCAUCAUCAUCAUCUGUUCUCCAUUCUCCCCCACUUUACUUUUCUCUAUGCUCUUCAUCUUCCAUUAGGGCUUUAUUCCUCUGGGUUUUUUUGGCGAUGGCUUCGAAGAGGAUCCUGAAAGAGCUCAAGGAUCUUCAGAAGGACCCUCCUACGUCAUGCAGUGCAGGACCUGUAGCUGAAGAUAUGUUUCAUUGGCAAGCAACAAUCAUGGGUCCUCCUGAUAGUCCAUAUGCAGGAGGAGUAUUUCUAGUUACUAUUCAUUUUCCACCAGAUUAUCCAUUUAAGCCACCUAAGGUGGCUUUCAGGACCAAAGUUUUCCAUCCGAAUAUUAACAGUAAUGGCAGCAUUUGUCUUGAUAUCUUGAAGGAGCAGUGGAGUCCUGCUUUGACCAUAUCAAAGGUCUUGCUUUCAAUUUGUUCUUUGCUGACGGAUCCAAAUCCCGAUGAUCCCUUGGUGCCAGAGAUUGCGCACAUGUACAAGACUGACCGGAGCAAGUAUGAGACUACCGCACGGAGUUGGACCCAAAAGUAUGCCAUGGGCUAGUCUCAGACUUCAGCUAUGUAUGAAUAUGAGUAAGAAAGGAAAAAGAUCUUUCCUAAGGACUGCCAGCCUUUCUUGCUCAAACUCUACGCUUUCCCCGUCAUUGCCCUUAUUGUCGUACUCAGUCUUUUCUCCCUGUGCAUGUGUUGUGUGUGACUUAUGCCCAUACUUCUUUUGAGAAAAAUAUAAAUGCAUGAUUGGGGGAAUGAUAAAAAAGAUUCCCCAUUC